Messenger RNA from Salarias fasciatus (jewelled blenny), 1786 nucleotides. RefSeq names its product zinc finger protein OZF-like. Gene Ontology annotation, biological process: regulation of transcription by RNA polymerase II. Lineage: Eukaryota; Metazoa; Chordata; Actinopteri; Blenniiformes; Blenniidae. Bases 227 to 1786 code for a protein of 519 amino acids. Gene Ontology annotation, molecular function: RNA polymerase II cis-regulatory region sequence-specific DNA binding; DNA-binding transcription factor activity, RNA polymerase II-specific. The transcript is spliced from 8 exons. The record is from RefSeq and is a predicted model, not a curated record.
GCUCUGCCGAUCUCCAGUAUCGAUCCGCCCCCCUCGUUUGUGAGCCUCCAGAUGAAAACCACGAGAAGAAGAAGAGUCCGCCUCCAAGUCACGGCUGUAUUUUUCCGUGAGAGGAAACAUUUCAUCUGCUUCAGCGACUCGGACUUCUGUUCAGGUUUUCAGAGAGUUCAUUACUGAGAGGAUAAAAGCUGCUGCUGCAGAAAUCUUCACUGCGUUGGAAGAAAGGAUGGUUCCGUGUACGGAGGAGCUGGAUGUCCAGGACAGACUGCUGGGAGUCAGCGGGGGAGCUCAGAGGGACUUCCCCACAACAGAGAGGCCCCAGCAGCACAUUGGUGACCAGAGGACGACGUCCACUGUGGAGCAGGAGGAACAUGAAGCUCCACACAUGAAAGAGGAGGAGGAUCCUGUUGAGGAGGGUGUUCCUGAUGGUGGAAGUGAAAAUCCCCACCACUCUCUGAGAGACCUGACCAGCCAGAGACUGACUGCUGCUGCUGCUGUGGAAAUCUCCAGCGUGUUUGAACAGACUCUGGUCCAGUACCAGGAGGAGUCUGAUGGUCGCCGCAGACUGCCGGCCGUCAUCUGGAACCCUCAGAUCCAGCUCCACAGAGCAGAGCUGCAGCAAACAUGUGGGAAAAGUUUUAAUAACCGAAGUCAUUUGUUGCGCCACAUAAGAUCUCACACAGGUGAGAAGCCAUAUCCUUGUGAAAUAUGUGGGAAAUGUUUCCGUGUUCAGCACGCUUUAUUGUACCACAAGAGAUCUCACACAGGUGAGAAGCAAUAUCCUUGUGAAACAUGUGGGAAAAGUUUUAUUAACCAGAGUCAUUUGUUGGUCCACAAGAGAUCUCACACGGGUGAGAAGCCAUAUUCUUGUGAAACAUGUGGGAAAGGUUUCAAUCAGAACAGUCAUUUGUUGGUCCACAAGAGAUGUCACACAGGUGAGAAGCCGUUUCCUUGUGAAACAUGUGGAAAAAGUUUCCGUGAUCAGAGUGCUUUACUGAUCCACAAGAGAUCUCACACAGGUGAGAAGCCAUAUCCUUGUGAAUCAUGUGGGAAAGGUUUCCGUGAUCCGAGCUCUUUAUUGGUCCACAAGAGAUCUCACACAGGUGAGAAGCCAUAUCCUUGUGAAACAUGUGGGAAAAGAUUUAAUAACCGGAGUCAUUUGUUGGUCCACAUGAGAUCACACACAGGUGAGAAGCCAUAUCCUUGUGAAACAUGUGGGAAAAGUUUUAUUAACCGAAGUCAUUUGUUGGUCCACAUGAGAUCUCACACAGGUGAGAAGCCAUAUCCUUGUGAAACAUGUGGGAAAAGUUUCAGUGGGCACAGUAAUUUGGUGGUCCACAUGAGAUCUCACACAGGUGAGAAGCCAUAUCCUUGUGAAUCAUGUGGGAAAGGUUUCCGUGAUCCGAGCACUUUAUUGGUCCACAAGAGAUCUCACACAGGUGAGAAGCCAUAUCCUUGUGAAACAUGUGGGAAAAGUUUCAUUACUCGGAGUUAUUUGUUGGUCCACAAGAGAUUUCACACAGGUGAGAAGCCAUAUCCUUGUGAAACAUGUGGGAAAAGUUUCAUUACCCGGAGUUAUUUGUUGGUCCACAAGAGAUAUCACACGGGUGAGAAGCCAUAUUCCUGUGAAACAUGUGGGAAAGGUUUCAAUCAGAACAGUCAUUUGUUAGUCCACAUAAGAUCUCACACAGGUGAGAAGCCGUAUCCUUGUGAAACAUGUGGGAAAAGUUUCGGUCAUCGUUCUUCUUUGCGACGCCACAUGAAAAUUCACUUGGAAAUGAGGUGA